AUGGAUCAUACAAUAUUUAGCUGCCUGCGCAGCUCACAUGCUCCAGCCCCGAGUCUGCACCACUUCUCUCAGUCUCCACUAGCUCUUAACGGAAGAUCAGACCAUGUGGCUUUUCCAGACCUGUCUUCUUCUUGUAUCAUAGCUGGAUUUCCUAAUGAAGAAAACAUGUUUACAGCUCAGCGUCAUCAUCAUCACCUACAUCAUCACCACCGGGGUCACCAACAGCAGCAACAGCAGCAACAACAAUCAGCUGCACAAGCUACCUGGCACAUCCCCCAGAUCUCCUCGCCUCCUCCCCUGGCCAGGCACGCUCUCUGUGUCCAGCCGGAGUCGGGGCCCCCAGAUCUAGGGUCGAAUCCUUCAAAUUUGGUGGACAGUAACCCCAGCUUGACUGCCAACAACCCUAACGUGGCAUCCUGUGUUCCUGGAGAUUACGGGAGGCCGCCGGCCACUCCCGUGGAAUCGGAGAAAAGGAACCCCAAGAGGAAAAGCGACGGCGCAGAGACACAAGAAGGCAGUUACAAGGGAGAGGUGAACAGCAAACCAAGGAAGGAAAGAACAGCCUUCACAAAGAAACAGAUCAGGGAAUUGGAAGCUGAAUUUGCCCAUCACAAUUAUCUGACCAGACUGCGAAGAUAUGAGAUAGCAGUAAAUUUGGAUCUCACUGAGAGACAGGUGAAGGUGUGGUUCCAGAACCGGAGGAUGAAAUGGAAACGCGUUAAAGGAGGUCAACAAGGAGCCGUUGCAAGGGAAAAAGAACUAGUUAAUGUGAAGAAAGGGACAUUACUGCCCUCCGAGCUCUCUGGGAUUGCCACAUCAGGUGGUCAUCAUGCUGGAGACAUUCUAUCAAAUGAUGAAAGCCAGGACAGUGAUCACAGCACUGAACUUGGCCACUUGUGA
This is a messenger RNA of Pristis pectinata (smalltooth sawfish), 900 nucleotides long. It is a transcript of the gene meox2a, whose product is annotated as mesenchyme homeobox 2a. Gene Ontology annotation, biological process: positive regulation of transcription by RNA polymerase II. Gene Ontology annotation, molecular function: DNA-binding transcription factor activity, RNA polymerase II-specific; RNA polymerase II cis-regulatory region sequence-specific DNA binding. Lineage: Eukaryota; Metazoa; Chordata; Chondrichthyes; Rhinopristiformes; Pristidae. Gene Ontology annotation, cellular component: nucleus. The record is from RefSeq and is a predicted model, not a curated record.